GUUGCCGUCUGUACAAGACCUCUAAAGCAGGCCAAGCCACUCUGAGGAUAAGGGUGGCUUCCUAGGUUUCCAGCCUGAGUUCACAGCAGAAUUGUUGCAAGCUUGAGCCUUUAUUUUCCUAGUCAGUGUGGUGCAGCAGAUCACACAUGCUGACUAUCUGUAUGCCUGGGACAUUUGUGUGUACAGAUGCUUCAUCUGCAUGGCUACAGGCUGUAUGAACUUGGAAGUUAGAAGGCAAGCAUCUAAUUCUGGAAGGUCGGUUGGGUCUAAGGCCCACUAUCCUGAGCUCAUUUGCAGUGGCUGAAGCUUCAGUAGUUUAGCAUAAGAUUGGUUGUUACUCCAAUAGAAAGAUGUCUUUGCCCAAUGCCAUGCCUUAACAACAGUGUUAGAAGUCUCUGAAGCAACUGCAAAGGAAAGUCACAGUUCUGCAGAAACUACUAAGCUACUAGUGAAAUGGUUGAUUUAUUUGCAUUUGUGUCUGCCUUGUCCUAGGUUCUUAGGGUGAUCUACUUUAAUCUGACGAUAACAGGGUAGUGAGGUUGAGUGACAGCCCAGUUUCAGUUUGCAAACAUUAAAAGCCCCUUCUGUCGUUGAAUAAGAUAGCACAGUUUUUGUAUAUUGGACACUUUGUAGACUUGGCUCUGAAUAAAGCAGAAUAUCUAGAAGAGCUUCCUGAAACAGAUGAACCUGUCUGGAUCUUAGGAAGGCAGUACCAUCUUAAAACAGAAAGAUCUAAGCUUCUUUUGGAUAUAAGUGCUCGUCUUUGGUUCACCUAUAGAAGAAAGUUUUCGCCAAUUGGUGGGACAGGGCCUUCCUCGGAUGCUGGCUGGGGCUGCAUGCUGCGAUGCGGACAGAUGAUGCUAGCCCAGGCUCUGAUCUGUCGACACUUGGGCCGAGAUUGGCAUUGGGAAGAACACAAAAAGCAACCCGAAGAAUAUCUCAGAAUCUUGCGCUGUUUCCUAGAUAGAAAAGAUUGCUGUUAUUCCAUCCACCAAAUGGCACAGAUGGGUGUUGGCGAAGGGAAAUCUAUUGGGGAAUGGUUCGGACCAAAUACUGUUGCCCAAGUGCUCAAGAAACUUGCAUUAUUUGAUGAAUGGAAUUCCUUAGCUGUUUAUGUCUCUAUGGACAACACUGUGGUGAUUGAAGAUAUCAAGAAGAUGUGUUGGUCCUCUACCCAGAGCUGCCCCAGUGCCCACUGCAGCUCGCUGCCCCACAGGAGCACACGCAGCUGCAACAGGAGCCCAGGAGGGUUCUGCUUGAGUUGGAAGCCUCUGUUGCUGAUCGUACCACUUCGCCUGGGGAUAAACCACAUCAAUCCCGUUUAUGUUGAUGCUUUUAAGGAGUGUUUUAAGAUGCCACAGUCUCUGGGAGCUUUAGGAGGAAAACCAAACAAUGCCUACUACUUUAUAGGAUUCUUGGGAAACGAGCUGAUCUACUUGGACCCUCAUACCACUCAGAGUUUUGUAGAUUCCGAGGAAAACGGCACGCUAGAUGACCACAGCUUCCAUUGUCAGCGGGCACCACAUCGGAUGAAGAUCAUGAACCUUGAUCCCUCCGUAGCUUUAGGGUUCUUUUGUAAAGAAGAGAAAGACUUUGAUAACUGGUGUAGCCUUGUGCAAAAGGAGAUACUCAGGCAGCAGAGUCUGCGAAUGUUUGAGUUGGUUCAGAAGCAUCCACCACACUGGCCUCCUUUCAUACCUCCUUCGAAGCCAGAAGUAACAACAACUGGAGCAGAGCUCAUUGAGUCCACUGAUAAACUGUUUGAAUCGGAAGAAGAGUUUGAGAUCCUGAGUGUAUGAAGGAGGGUUCUGUUGACCUUGUGUGUACCAUUUGACAGUGACUACAACCACUCAGCCUUUCUAGCCCCAAAGUGCCUGCAUACAAACAGUGAACAGAGCACAAGAACUGAAGACAAUAGUUCCAAAAGAACUUCACCGGAAGGGAAUCCUCUUGGCCCAUGCAUUUUUUUCAGAAUGUAUUUUUUUUCCUGAAGAAAAUGAACUUUUGGGGAGUUGAAGGCAAAAACAAAAUUGAAGCAGGACUCUGGUAUGUUACUGGAAAUUGCCCGGAAGGCUUUGAUACCCGAAUGGUUGUUAUUACUCAAUAUAGAUAUGAUGCAGUAGUCUUGCUCACACUGAAAGCAUGAGGCUGAGGUAAAGGAGUGCGUUUACCUCUCCUCCCUUCAUGUGGACAGUUUUGUAAGAAUAAAUGUCAUUGUCUUGUUUUAAAGGAUCGGCGGGAUUAGGCAAAAAUGAUUUUGUUAAAUAUUUUAACAUUUCUGCAACUGCAUUUCUAAAAAACACACCAGCCCAAAUGUUUCUAUAAAAGAAACUGUCUAGUAAAGCAAUUUUGCAGUUCUCCUAGGAGAGACAUAAAAGAACAGGACUUGGAGAGCAACCCUCCAGCUUCUUGAACGGACCCUGUUUUCUUGGCCAAGAAGGGGAGGCAAACAGAGCACACCACGAAAUAUGUCGCUCUUCCUCGUCCAUAAUUUUCUUGUAUUUCACCUUGACCUUAAGUUCACAUCAUUCUUCAAGCUUGCAUUUUUGCUUUGGAGUAAAAACAAAUUUCAUUUCAACUGUAUACUAUUUAUUUUAAGUUAAGCAUUUACAGCCCCCCCCUCCCGUCCGUAAGAGCACUUUCCGUGUGCAUCUAUUAAAAUUCUUAAACCUUCAA
Varanus komodoensis (Komodo dragon) is the source of this 2676-nucleotide messenger RNA. It is a transcript of the gene ATG4A, whose product is annotated as autophagy related 4A cysteine peptidase. The record is from RefSeq and is a predicted model, not a curated record. The transcript is spliced from 14 exons. The coding region runs from base 837 to 1799 and encodes 320 amino acids. NCBI's taxonomy places the organism in Eukaryota, Metazoa, Chordata, Lepidosauria, Squamata, Varanidae. Gene Ontology annotation, molecular function: protein-phosphatidylethanolamide deconjugating activity.